Gossypium arboreum is the source of this 1286-nucleotide messenger RNA. RefSeq names its product ethylene-responsive transcription factor ERF027-like. The record is from RefSeq and is a predicted model, not a curated record. The transcript has a single exon. Bases 107 to 772 code for a protein of 221 amino acids. Gene Ontology annotation, molecular function: DNA-binding transcription factor activity; DNA binding. Lineage: Eukaryota; Viridiplantae; Streptophyta; Magnoliopsida; Malvales; Malvaceae. Gene Ontology annotation, biological process: regulation of DNA-templated transcription.
CACCCCCUAUAAAAUCCAACCCAUCUGCUUCCAAACCCUUAACCCUUCUUUCACUCACUCUACCUACUACGCAUACAUACAUGCACGCAUACGUAGAAUCACAAAUAUGGCCAAUUUGUCCCCCGACGAGAACCCACCAACCCCUCAAAUCCCCGACUCUACGCUCUAUCUUGUGCAGUUGCCAAAUCACAGCAGCCUACCUUCCAUCCCGACGCCAAGUCCUGUUCAAUAUAGCUGGCCUGGUUCCGGAAGGCAUUCUAGUUAUCGGGGAAUACGAAGCAGGAGCGGCAAAUGGGUAUCUGAAAUACGAGAGCCUCGUAAAACCACGCGUAUAUGGCUCGGAACGUACCCCACUCCUGAAAUGGCAGCCACCGCGUAUGACGUGGCUGCUAUUGCUCUAAAAGGUCCCGACACGGAUUUGAACUUUCCGGAUAUGAUUCUUUCGUAUCCAAAAGUGGCUUCUACAUCCGCAGCCGAGAUUCGAGCGGCUGCUGCUAGUGCUGCCGCUUCCAGGCUACCCAUGCCAGAUACGGGGUCAUCAAAACAGGAUCAAGGCAACCUUCAAAAUGAGGGUACCGCUUCGACGUUUAGCACUUGCAUGGAGUCUGGUUCAGGUCAGGAAUAUAUUGACGAGGAAGAGCUUUUAAACUUUCCCAAUUUGAUGGUGGACAUGGCAGGAGGAAUGCUCGUAACCCCUCCCAGGAUCAACUCACUCGCUUCAGAUGAUUCACCAGAGAUUUCAGAUAUGGAAAGCCUAUGGACUUACCCUUAAAGGGUCUCUAAAUUUACUAAGAAAUGGAUAGCAGAAAGUACAAAAUAAGAAAUGUGAUUGAAAAAGUAGAUGAGAUGAUCACAAAUGUGAAGGUAUUUGUCCUUUUUGAUCUCUUUUGGGGUGUUUCUGUCAUGCCCUGUAUCUGUAUGCAUUCCUGAGUAUUGCUAGUUAAAGUUUGCUUGAGGUAAAUUAAACUAAAGAGAGACUAACUUAAUUUCGCAGCCAAUUUCCAAUAUUAGAAAGCCUUCACCUUUUAUAUUAUAUGCCUAAUGCCUUGAAAAAAGCCUAGUUUUCUAAGCUAAAGUCAUGAGAUGACAAAAGAAAAUUGGGAAAUUUUGGGAACACUAUCAGUCCUACUUGAUAGUUGAAUAACUGGGUUCAUAGCGUAUUGGAGAAAAAAGUUGUGAGACUGGGAUUUGAUGCUCGAUUCCAGCCUUUCGGUAAAGAAUGAAAAAAUCGGAAAUAUAUAAGAUGCUUUGAUCCUUUUAACGGUGAAAUCUUUCUUCAUUCAAAA